This is a messenger RNA of Lachancea lanzarotensis, 2061 nucleotides long. RefSeq names its product LALA0S04e06722g1_1 (gene RSM22). Gene Ontology annotation, biological process: translation. Gene Ontology annotation, cellular component: mitochondrial small ribosomal subunit. The record is from RefSeq and is a predicted model, not a curated record. The transcript has a single exon. The coding region runs from base 1 to 2061 and encodes 686 amino acids. NCBI's taxonomy places the organism in Eukaryota, Fungi, Ascomycota, Saccharomycetes, Saccharomycetales, Saccharomycetaceae. Gene Ontology annotation, molecular function: structural constituent of ribosome; methyltransferase activity.
AUGCUAAAAUCAACGAUCAAAGCUGCCCUCUCACCGGCGAAAAUUUUGAGCCGCUUUAAAAGCCAUUCUGGCCCGCUUUCUGUGCGAAAUUUGGACUUACUCUCUUCCACAACUCAACCAUCGUCAAAUACCGAUCAAUCACUCUACGAGUUUGGCCAGAUCGUGGGAGAUGGACCAGACACGGUACGAGUGUUGUCUAGAGAGGAAUUAUUGCAAAAUGAACCUAUGAGUCCGUUCAGAAAUAGCGCUGGUGAGGCCUUAAACGGUGAAAACGCAAGAGACUCAAGACUCUCGCCUGCUACUUUGCAAGGGAAAGCACCAGGAAAACAGAUCGAACUUAACCCGCAAGUGGCAAAUGCAAUUAGAAACAACAUACUGAGUCUUCACAUUCCGAAUAAUCUGCGGAGAUCGGCUGGCAAUAGCUUUGUGGAACUUCGCCAGAGUAACCUCCACAGAUCUACUCGCACUAAUAUGGAAGUCGACUCUCAUAUCGCGUCAAUAUUUCUUCAAAAUUACGGAGCAGCCUAUCAGUGCUUGAGCGAACUUCAGAAGCGACUGGGCGGUUCCUUCCGUCCUGAUAGGGUGUUGGACGUUGGUUACGGGCCAGCCACAGGUAUGGUAGCCCUCAAUGACUUAUUAGGAGAUGGGUAUCAACCGGCCGUGAAAGAAGCUGUUAUUUUAGGGCACAAAGAGAUGCAGAAGAGGGCUAAGAUCAUCCUGAGUCGACAAUUGAACGAAGCAUUGGAUGUCGUUCCAUUUAGCACUCAAACUGAAGCAGCACCAGAGGCACAGGAAGAUACGAUUGACAUGAAUGAGGAUUUGUUAGGCGAAGUGAUGACUAAAAAGAUCAAAAUCAGGACUAAACUAAGAGAUCAAGUGCCUGAAUCGAGGUAUUACGAUCUAAUAAUUUUGACCCAUCAACUGUUAGGGACAGAAGAGAAGUUUCCACUUGAGGUGGAUACGAAUGUCGCAAAAUAUCUCAAACUAUUGGCUCCCGGUGGUCACAUAGUAGUGGUAGAACGGGGAAAUCCGAUGGGGUUUGAAAUUAUUGCCAGAGCUAGGCAGUUUUCCAUACGCCCAGAAAAUUAUCCUAAUGAGCACGGGAAGAUACCAAGACCGUGGGGUAAAGGGCAAGUACAGUCAGACAGUGGUAAGAUUAGUGAGGCCUCGAAGGAACUUGCAGAUCAUGAGGAAGAACUCGAGAGAACUGAGUCUGAUGGGCUCACUUCGAAAGAGGCAUCAAGAAAUGCUAUAGUAUCACAGCACGAUUCCAACAGUUACCACCUCAAAAUUAUUGCACCUUGUCCGCACCAUCAAAAGUGUCCUUUACAAAUCGGAAAACCUCAAUAUUAUGACUACGGCGAGGGCAAGGGACUGAAAUUCUGUUCUUUUCAAAAAUCCGUGCAAAGGCCCAGAUAUGCUAUAGAGCUAAAGAAAGGUCGCAUUCUUGCAACCCCAUGGCAAAGCAAGCUGGAGCCCAUUGGAAUCAAGGGCAUGGCAAAAGAAGGUACUGGUAGACCAAAUGGACGAAACUUCGAAAUUUUGAAUUACUCUUAUUUGAUCAUGGAGAGGUCUCAAACAGAUGCAAAGACUGUCUUAGGCAUAACUCAGCGCAGAGAAAGUGCAAAGGAGGACUACAAAGUUGGGUCCCUAGGCGACGGGACUCCCAAUACAUGGCCAAGAAUAAUUAAACAGCCACUGAAACGCAAAGGCCAUGUCGUCUUAGACCUUUGCGGAUCAUCCGGGCAGGUGGAAAAAUGGACAGUUCCCAAGUCAUUUUCAAAAGUAGCAUACCAUGAUGCAAGAAAGGCCUUGAAAGGUGAUCUGUGGGCCCUUGAUGCUAAAACAAAAGCACCAGGAAUGGGGGGACUCAAUGUUAAAAAACUUGAAAAAAUCGAACAAGACAAGAUACGUGAGGAAAGGCGCCAACUGAAGAAGAAAGAUCGCGAGCUCAAGGAAGCACUCAAUGAAGUGGACUAUAACGAUGAUGUUACACAUGAGGAAAGUGUAGAGGUUUUAGCAGCGAUGUAUGGGGAUGAGUUCGAUAGAGUCAAGAAAUGA